Messenger RNA from Mytilinidion resinicola, 858 nucleotides. RefSeq names its product amidase signature enzyme. Bases 1 to 858 code for a protein of 285 amino acids. The record is from RefSeq and is a predicted model, not a curated record. NCBI's taxonomy places the organism in Eukaryota, Fungi, Ascomycota, Dothideomycetes, Mytilinidiales, Mytilinidiaceae. The transcript has 3 exons.
AUGGCUCCCUCCGACGAUGCCAGCAGCCCGACCAUUCGUCGGGUUGACAAUAGCGUCUUCUUUGAGCUCAGAAACAACAGAUAUGUGGCAUGGCCAACCGCAGAAAUACCUUCGGGUUUUUCCGACGCAGAUGGGUCACUCGUAACGGUGACCUCGUGCAGUCAUUCCCAAACGAUCGACGCAGCCUGGCUACGGAAGCCGAUUUCGCAAUGGUCCGAGAAAGAUGACGUUUUCACGCUCGAUUUUCUUCAGAAUAUCGUUUUCGUAUUCAAAGGCGCUCCCCUUCAGGAUACUGCAUUCGAUGUCACUACGCUCGACGCGAAAGAGCUGCUCAAGUCGUGGGGCAACCAGAGGAAGUACAAGCUCCUGAAUGACGGAAGGCACGGCUGGGACUGCGUGUCUGUGGCAGUACCCUCGCGCCUUUGCGUACAUGACCCUCCUCGAAGUCCCUUUGAGGGCGCCCGAGUGGCUCUCAAAGAUGCAUUCGAUGUGGGCGGUAUCUGGAUGUCUUUGUGCAAUAAGGCGUACCUGGAGCUCUACCCCCCAGCCGAGUCUACUGCUCCGUCACUGAGAAACAUCAUCCAAGGCGGUGCAAGCAUACUAGGGAAAAGUAGACUUAGCUCUUUCCUUUGUCGGGAAGAACCAUCAGAGUCCGUCGACUACCAGACUGCCUGGAAUCCCCGAGGCGAUGGAUAUCAAGGCCCUGGGGGAAGUAGCAGUGGUAGCGCGUCGGCAGUGGGAGCUUAUGACUGGCUGGACAUUGGCAUCGGAACUGAUACUAACGGAAGCAUCAGAAAACCUGCCCAGUGCAGUGGUUGCUUCGGGCUGAGAAUUAGCCAGGGAGCCGUUUCAUCGUAG